UCACAGGGUGCGAAUUGACCCGACACCGACCGAAAGAAGAUAGUUCAUUUCCUGGACUCAUUACAAACUGUCAACACCCUUCGCGUCAGAUAAUGCUGUUUUUGUUGUGUGUGAUGCUAUGGAUAAGUCCUGGCUUUGCGUUGGAUGGGGACAUAGGAAAGUUCUGGCAGUUGUCAGAUGUACAUUUUGAUCCUGACUACAGUCAACAUGGGAACUCCAAGAAACAGUGCCACUUUCACAAUGACAGUAGUGGGGACCCUGGUUACUAUGGCAACUACUUGUGUGAUUCCCCCUAUAAUCUUGUGGAGUCUGUCAUUGAAACCAUGAGACACAGGGAGGCAGAACCAGACUUUAUACUGUGGACAGGAGACACUGUACCACAUGUGGAGCAGAAAAGCUUAGACGAUGUCCUGAGACUGAUAAGUAAUGUAACUACAGUUCUGAAGGACGCAUUCCCAAACACCUCCUUGGUUCCACUGCUGGGCAACCAUGAUGCCUUCCCAUCCAAUCAGAUGCCUCUCGUGGAAAGUGGAACUCACUACUAUGACGACAUCCUGACCAAGGGGGACUGGUCUCAACUCCUGGAGAAACAAGAGCAGGCACAGUUCCAGAAAGGUGGCUACUACUCACGGAUCGUGCGGCAAGGCUUGAGGCUGGUCGUCCUCAACUCCAACUUGUGGUAUUCAAUGAACAAGAAAGUGACAGGGAACCUUGAUCCCAACCAGCAGCUGGCCUGGCUCCGACAGCAGCUGACAGAUGCCGACACAGCACAGCAGAAGGUGUACAUCGUGGCACACAUCUGCCCCGGGGCCUUUGAGAGACUGCAGGGCAUGUCCUGGUUCUACCCUGAGUUCAACAAGCGGUACCUGGAUCUUAUCACAGAACACGCAGCAACAAUCGCUGCCCACUUCUGUGGCCAUGAGCACACCGAUUCCUUCCGACUUGUAAAGGACACACAAGGCGUCACGACAAGCCUGAUGUAUCUGAGCCCGGCCUUGACCCCCUGGAAGAGUCCACUCCGUGGUGUUGGGGCCAACAACCCGUCAGUCAGACUGUACCACUAUUCCCGCUCUACCAGCAACAUCAUGGACUACCUGCAAUACUACCUCAACCUCACCCUGGCUAACGAAGGGCCGGGCAACAGCAGUGGGGGCCUAGACAACAGCAGUGAGGGGGAGUGGCAGCUGGAGUACCAGGCCACACAGGCCUACGCUGUCACUGACUGCAGCCCCCGCAACUUCAACAACCUCACCCGCACCUUCCACCCCUCCAGCAUCCUGUUCAAGCGCUACAUGGACUACAACACCGUCAGCUACAACAAUUCGGCAAUGUGCGGUCACUCAUGCUUCAUAAACCAGUUCUGUGCAAUUCUGUAUGUGGACAUAAACCAGUACAACAACUGCAUGUUCUGGAGCGGCACGACACCCCAGCCUCACACCCGCACCCCCACCUACCACCCCACCAACACUCCCGACCACACCACCAUCUCACCCCCACACACCACCACACACCACAAGCCAUACCAUCUUCCCCAGUAUGUCUUCUACAUUAUAGGCGGUAUGGGGGUGCUCAUUGUUGCUCUGGCCGUCGCCGUCAGCUGUCUGUGUGUACGGAGACGGAGACGGGGAAUGCCAUUCAAAUACAGUCAUUUUGUUGGACCAAUAAAUUCAUAGUGAUAAGAUGUAGACUGGAAAUCAUUAAAUUAUACCUUCUUUGGAUUAACACCAGAUCACAACUGAUAACAACUAGAAGAUACACUCUAGAAACUAAAUGUCCAGGCAGUUGAAACUAGUUUGUGAUAAAUCAAUUAUAGAAAACACAAUCAGUAUUAAUAUUGAUGUACAUUACCAAUUCAUCAAAAUAUGAUUGUGGAUCAUUUGCCUAAUAAUAUAACUACUUCACUUCAAAUUUUGGACAAAUUCAAAAUGGCCACUGGGGCAGCCAUCUUGGGAAAUUAAGCGAAUCUUUGAUAAAAUUUAACGCUAUCCCUGGUUUAUGAUAUGAAUACAUAAAAAAAGUGUAAAAAAAACAUGUAACUUGGAUAAUUACUGCUUUCAAAUUUCUAAAUAAAUUGAUGAAAUCACAUAAAAUUUCCAUUAACGAUAUCAGUGUGACCGUUAGGAUGUAUUCAACCUAAUAUCAACAUUUGUAUUCAUACAUCUUUGGAAUCUAAAGAACGCCCGAUACUUUCAUAUCUCAUGUAGUCUGUCAUUACAUGAUGUUCUUUUUAUUUCUUUUAAGUAGCAUAUAAAUAGUUCCAAAGCAUUAAGUUAAAAGCAUUUACAGUUCACAGCUCUGUUGUUCACAAUAUAAAUCCUUCAGCCAACAGUUUCAACAUUUCUACAGUUAUCAUCAAACGAUGCAUGGUUGUGGUCAGUUAAGGUGGUGUUAAGUAUUUGGUCUCUUUUGUCAAGCAAGUGAAUACAAGUGAUGUCAUGAUAUGAUUUUUGCCCUACCUUAACAUUGCCCUGACAAUUAAAACAUAGGUCCAUCAUAAAAUGUUUACAUCUGUGAGACAGCAUUAAACGUCUCUCACUCAAAGCAUAGGAUUGAACCCUGAGAUUUCGGUGUGGCUUUAACCUUUAAGCAUUGGGCAUAUACUGCCCAGCACUUCUAGGUAGCAAUGAAUGCAGAAUUUGAUGAUGUUUGCCUCUCUACAUCCACACCAGAUGUUUCCUUUGAAAAACCAGCAAUCGCAUGUAUGUCUGCUGUAUAAUCUUAUGGUUGCUUCCAAAAACGUUUUAGACUGCUGAAUAUAUGAAAGGUGAGAGUCAUUACUGUGGUACUAGAUAUAUUUGAUUCAGACAUUCCAACAUUACAUACACAUAUGGACACACAUGUGUCCUAGUUGAUGUGCAGAGUUAAGUCCCUUGCAAGAAUCUGAAGUUUGUGUUAGUUCUGCCUGAUUCUCUCCCUUUGUUUGUCAGCUGUGGAGCUGUGCAGGGGGCAUCUUCCCAGGGCAAGGGAGUUCACUGACUGAAACAGUCCAGUGUCCACCCUUGCAGAUGUAGGCUGGAAUUUUUGGACCCGGUUGUUGCAACACCAGUGGCUAUUACACGUUAUUCGCCUCCUAUGUCCCUCCUAUGUCCCUCCUAUUGACCAAUCAGAUUCCACCUCAAAUAUCUUUGGCAUUUCCUUCAAACAAAAUGGCGGCGCCCAGGGUGAUCUGAUCGAUAAUCAAAAUCUAUAUUGUGAUAAAACAGGUCUUACUUUGCAAUAAGCAUCAAAUCAUGUGUGUACCUUGAUUAAAACAUGAAAAGAUUUGGCAAAUAUGUGUUGAUGCCAAGUUGGUUCACAUGCUUUGUGAAUCCUGCAUUCAACCAAAAACUGCACGGUAGUUUAAGAACCGGAUGUCAAUUUCGUUACGCGAUUUUGAUUGGAUUAUGCAUAGAUCCUUUAGUCCAGCCAAACUAUAACUCCAUAAUACCAGCCUAGUUCGGCAAAGGUGUAUACUAAUAUACAUCAAGGUUGUGCAAGAUCAAGAAAUGGACAAUUCACCAAGUCUUUGACUUGCUGGCCCCAGUCUGUAAAUUUUCUCAGGGACAGCAGAAUUAAUAACAUGGUGGUCAGACAGUCCCAUCGAACAAGUCCUAUGCCCUUCAGGGUUUGUACAGAGAUGGUGCCCAGAACAUGUAUGAUGUGUAUAAACAGAGUUUGUCGAUGUUGAUUUUAUAUACAGUUUAACUAUGCUGAUUGGCUGCCUGUACAUAAGGAUCGUAACAGUAUCUGAUGUGAAAACAUCCAACUGUUAAUAUGUUUAUGCAUAACGUUUCAAAUCAUCAUGAUCUCAUUAUGUAUGAUUGUUAUACUUUUGUAUUUGUAUAUAUCUUGAAAAAUAAAGAAAUAGAUGCAA
Molecule: messenger RNA, 3853 nt
Organism: Haliotis rufescens (red abalone)
Lineage: Eukaryota; Metazoa; Mollusca; Gastropoda; Lepetellida; Haliotidae
Product: acid sphingomyelinase-like phosphodiesterase 3b
Exons: 6
Coding region: 93-1673 (526 amino acids)
Molecular function (GO): hydrolase activity
Source: RefSeq, a predicted model, not a curated record